Messenger RNA from Psilocybe cubensis, 945 nucleotides. RefSeq lists its product as uncharacterized. Lineage: Eukaryota; Fungi; Basidiomycota; Agaricomycetes; Agaricales; Agrocybaceae. The transcript has 6 exons. The coding region runs from base 1 to 945 and encodes 314 amino acids. Gene Ontology annotation, cellular component: cytoplasm. The record is from RefSeq and is a predicted model, not a curated record.
AUGUCGACCUCGGCAAAUACAACUUCUGAAUCAAUCAAGGACAAGGAUGCAGGGAGAGUGUAUCACACCGAGUGCACGGGCGCUGCGCUUGUCACUGCGCGUGCGCAUGCGGAUGAGAAGGGGGUGGAGGAGAUUACGCUGUUUGGAAGCUGCUUUUGUCCGUUUGUGCAGAGGGUUUGGGUGGCGCUUGAGGUGCUUGGGAUUGGGUAUAAGGUGGAUGAAGUGGACCCGUAUAAGAAGCCAAAGGAGCUGUUGGAUGUGUCCCCGAAAGGACUCGUGCCUGCGCUUAGAUUUAAUCGGUAUCAGAACCCUCCGAGAUCGUUGAAUGAGAGCUCUGUUAUCUUGGAGUUUUUAGAAGAUCUGGCGGCUACGACGACCAAGCGCGGUAUUUUGCCGCCUGUGACUAACCCUUCUGAUUUGGAUACAGACGCGCGUGCGCUCGCGCGACUUCAAGCAGACCAUGUCAACCGCGCACUCGUGCCUGCGUUCUACCGGUACCUGCAGGCGCAGGACAGCGAGAAGCAGAUCGCGGCUGGACAAGACUUCCACAUGGCCUUGGAGGGGCUAGUGAAGCUCUUGGAGCGGGCGGAAAGGGAGGUAGUGCAGGCUACCGCGGGUGCGGCAGCGGGUGAGGGCGAGCGCAGGAUGCUUCGGCGCGGGCUGGGGCUCUGGUUAGACGAAGAGGUGGAACUGGGGUGGGUGGACGUUGUCGCGGGGCCGUGGCUGUACCGCGCGAAGAUUGUGCUGACGCAUUAUCGGGGGUUCCGGAUGCCGGAGGGAGAGAGGUUCAGUCGGUGGCUCGGCAGGCUAUUUGAGCAUCCUGCGUUCAGGGCGACGUGCAGCACUGAGCAGCUGUAUCUGGACAGCUAUGAGAGAUAUGCGUUCAACAGACCAAACACAAGCAUGGUGGCGAAUGCAAUCAACGAGGGGAGAGCAUUGCCUUGA